Paramecium sonneborni is the source of this 514-nucleotide messenger RNA. The record is from the annotation of a GenBank genome assembly. NCBI's taxonomy places the organism in Eukaryota, Ciliophora, Oligohymenophorea, Peniculida, Parameciidae.
AUUUUACAAAAAACUCACUCAACCCUUCUACCAUUCAUUAUUAAUUAAUGUAAAAUUUACAUCUUCCCACCUCACAACUCUAUUAUGAAAUUUGUGCACUCUCUAGAAAUAAGCGAAUUACUGAUCUUGAAAGAAGAGCACUUAAAAAAGUAAUCACUUCUCAUAUUACAAAGCUUGUCAUUCUAGAUGACAAAUACAUUUUUGAACUUAUCGAUGAAUACAACCAAAAAAAAAUUACUGAAACUAAGCUACAAGAUUAACUUAUUCUUCUAUCAAAAGAUGUUGAUAUGAAAUGUAAACUAUUUAACAAAUGCAUAGCUGAUACUAAUGAUGAAUGCUAAUAAAUUCUUGAUUACUAAUUCAACCAUGCUGAGGCUAAAAAGGUUAUUGAUUUCAUCGAGCAAAAUCCAUAAAUCCCAGAAGAAAUAGCUUCUCCCUUAGGUGCCUAAUUAUGGAAAAAAAGAAGAGCUGAAAGAUAAAGCAGAAAAGGAAAGUGACAGUUUAAAUAUUAUGC